Messenger RNA from Elgaria multicarinata webbii, 6210 nucleotides. RefSeq names its product tet methylcytosine dioxygenase 2 (gene TET2). Lineage: Eukaryota; Metazoa; Chordata; Lepidosauria; Squamata; Anguidae. The record is from RefSeq and is a predicted model, not a curated record. Bases 177 to 6113 code for a protein of 1978 amino acids. The transcript is spliced from 10 exons. Gene Ontology annotation, cellular component: nucleus. Gene Ontology annotation, biological process: positive regulation of transcription by RNA polymerase II; myeloid cell differentiation. Gene Ontology annotation, molecular function: DNA 5-methylcytosine dioxygenase activity.
UGAUGCGGAGGCUAGGCUGCUUUCGUAAAGGAGCAGAAGGAAGCAAGAUGGCUGCCCUUUAGGAUUGGAUAGAAGGGAGACCAGAUUGCUUUGGCUGGAUUCUACGCGGCUGAGGGGCUUGCUGGAAAGAGAUACAGUAAGAGGGCAACCUUGUGGAUGGCCCCAGAGUAAGCCAGAUGGAACAGGAUAGAACCAACCAUAUUGAAGGCAGUAGUUUGAGCCCAUUUCUAAUACCACAUCCUUCUCACGUUUGCCAGGCAGAGCCUUUGUCAGUGAAGCUGCAGAAUGGAAGUCCAUCAGCAGAGAAGUCCCACCAUGGUGAAGUAAAUGGCAACCACACCUGGCUGCAUUUCAAGGCCAACUAUGGAAUGAAGCACGCUACAAAAGGAAAUGCAAACAACCGAAUAAGCCCUGAUCUUCUGCAGGAAAAGCGAGAUUGUAGCAAAUAUAUGCAAAAUGGUGGGAUAAAGCGCACUUUUAGUGAGCCUUCUCUGUAUGGGCUUCACCAGAACAAGAAACUUAAACAAGAUGAAGAAGAAGCAAAAGGAGGGGAUGAUACCUCAUUAGAUGGCAACAAUCAACCAGGUGUUUCAAGUUCAGGCAGCAAGAAGGACUUUGAGGGCUUUAGUGUGGAACGAAAUGCAGCUUCAGUUCUUGUACAGUCUUCAAGAUACAACGGUGGUGCUUCAGAACCUCCUCAUGCUACCCAAAUCCAGCCUGAAGAGGAGUGUGCAAACAUUAAUUGCCACAACAGGGACAUUGUCUUGCUAUACAAAAACAAGGCAGUGCCAAUGCCUAAUGGUGCUAUAGUUUCUGCAUCUUCUAUGGAAGACAUGCAUGGUGAACUCUUGGAGAAAACACUGUCUCAGUAUAAUCCAGAUCAUGUUUCCAUUGCAAUGCAGAAAACCACAUCUCUUACAAAUGCCAUAAACCCUCUGGCUACUGAUGAGUUGGCUUGUGGUGCACCACAUUCAUCCCAUACCUCAGGGCAGAUCAGCUCCCCACAAACCUCAAACUCUGAGCUGCCUCAGGUGCUAACUUCUGUGGCUACUAAGGCCCAUAGUGCAGAAAACUCCAGUAAUCCAUCCAUAUUGCCAGCACGCUAUCCUUUUCAGAACCCAGAACUACAGUUAGAUCAGCAAAAGUCUGAAAAUACACACCAGUCACCUGCACAGGACACUGAUAUUCCAGGAAAUGCAGGGCAAGUUCCCAGUCGAGAUUUCUCAUUACCCAGUCAAGUUUUCUCACAAAAUCCCAGCAACAGCCUGAAAGCUCAGAACAGUAGCUCAGAGAGGUUGUCAGAGCCAGCAGAAGAAAACGGUGCUUUGUUCCAACAAGAUUCCAUGUUCAGGAAUGAGUCUUUCAACUCAUCUCCUGUUGCAGCUUCUCCAACUCCAGAAAUAAGCACUAUGCUAUCCAUUAGGGUUUCAGAAGGGCAUAAUCACCCUUCUGAGAGCCCAAGUCAAGAAAUUCAUUUGAAGGGAGAAAGGAAUGGAGAGCAACAACAACAACAACAACCGGGAGAACUUGCAACACAAAUUCCAAGCUUUUGCCAGCAAGGACUUAGUUCUCAACAGGGUCUUCAGCAAGAGGUUCAGGUUUCACAACAGCCUAGCAGUGAAACAGAUCUGGUGCUCACUGUGAUGGCUUCAGGCAUCCGGCAACAGUAUCCUGAUGAAAUGCCGACAGAACUGGAGCCUCAAGUUCAAGACCCACAAAUGUUGGGAAGCAGUAAAGAUUUGCAACAUUUUCAACAUAUCUUGGGCCAAAUUAAUCAGGAGAGUCUUGCUGACAGUGAAAAGGACCUGUCUAAAGAUCAUUUGCAGCAGCCUCAACCCCACUCACAGCAGUCCCAACCUCAUUCACAACCCCCUUGGACAGGAAUGUCUUCCCCUCACUUUCGCCCCAUUGAGUCUCCACAAAAAUCAAAUGAGGUGCUCUUGAGGACAAUGCUUCAGCUCCAGUCCAAUUCAGCUGAGCAGACACAUGCAAAACAAUACUCUGGCAGCCCUGAUGAAUCUAAGGGAGUUACAGGCCAGACCUGCUACCAGAACAUCACGCGGGGUGAGCAAAUACCAGCACUAUACAAGGGCGAGGCAAUGCAACUGCCUCCCCAUCUUGCACCUGACCAACAAAUGCAAUUCCAAAAGCACUCGCCACAGCCUGCAAAGAUGGAUGCUUUGUUGAAAUCCCACGAACAGCAGCAAAAUGCAAAGCACUUUCAAGUUCAACCCCAAGCUGAACACCACACUGAACAGUCUUUGGAGGCACAGUUAAAGCCACAGCACUUAAAUCCUCCACCACUGGAGAAUGAGCCGUUCCUACGUUCACAUAUUUUGCAACAGAUGCUCCAGACCCAGCCAGCACAGCUGCCACAGAGUCCACAACUUCCUUUGAACCCCCAGCAGCCAGCACUGCAAACAAAGAACAGAGAACUUCCCCAGACCUUUCCCCAUCCCCAUAGUAAUCAAGCGCAACAACUGGAAAGCACUUCCUUUAGCCAGCUUAAAUUAGAGGAAUGUUUUGAAACAGCAAACAAUUACUUCAAAUCCACUGAGUUUCCAGUACAAAAUCCCCAGACCAGACCCAAUCAGGUAUCAGGCAUGAACAAUAAAAAUACCCUUUACAAUCAUGCUUUUAAAGCAAAUACUGUCAUGAAGCAUUCCUACCCAAAUAACAUGCACUUAGUCCCUGAGAAAAAGGAAGAAUCUAUGAACCCAGAGCUCUUUGCAGAAAAUGUAACUCAUGACUUGCAACAUAUGCAAUAUUAUCCCAAUAGUAUGACUCCAAAACAAGAGACGCCCCAGUGCUUUCAGGAACAAAAGCCCCCGUCCCCACCAACUUCAGCCCUGCAGUUUCCCUUCCAGCAAACACAGGGAUAUCCAAAUUUGACCACCAAUAUCUGCAGCCAACAAGCUCCCCAGAUUCAACAAAGGUACUCGCCAUACAGUCAGCAAGCAGCAUCCCAUGCAGUAGAUCAGAGAGGGGGCCACCCUCCGCCGCAACCCCACAAGGACUUUCAAAAGCAUGCUGCUCUCAGGUGGCAUAUCUUAAACAAGCAAGAGCAACAAAUUAACCAAAACAAAUCCGAGACAUGUCACAGCAUGGGUCACAAGCCAAUCAAAGCAGAAGCUGGCUCCAAGCCGAACGUCUGCCUGCCUCCAUUGGUUGGGCAGUUGGACAACAAAACAUGGAAGAAAACAAUUAAGCAAGAGAUUCAGCACUUUGGUUGUGACAACCUGCAGCAGAGGAGUAUCAUUGAAACAAUGGAACAGCAGCUGAAGCAGAUUCAGGUCAAAACACCCUUUGAUCACAAGUCCCUUACUAUCAAAUCACCCAAACAUGUGAAAGUUGAGACCGCAGGGCCCAUCACUAUUCUGUCAAGAAAUUCCUGUGCUGCAGAUUUCAAUAGCUACGCCACCUCUCUAGAUCAGCAGGCCAUUCAUCCUAAUGAAAAAACACCAACCAAAAGAACUGCUGGAACAGCUCUCAAUCAUUUUUUAGAGUCGCCUUCCAAGUUAUUAGACACUCCCGUGAAAAACUUACUGGAUACACCUGUCAAAACCCAGUAUGAUUUCCCCUCAUGCAGCUGCGUUGAACAGAUUAUUGAAAAAGACGAAGGCCCUUUCUAUACCCAUCUAGGAGCUGGCCCUAAUGUGGCUGCUAUUAGAGAAAUAAUGGAAGAAAGAUAUGGACAGAAAGGCAAAGCCAUAAGGAUAGAGAAGAUUGUCUACACAGGGAAAGAAGGCAAAAGUGCCCAAGGAUGUCCUAUUGCUAAAUGGGUGAUUCGUCGAGGUAGCACUGAGGAGAAACUCCUUUGCUUGGUGCGAGAGCGUGCCGGUCACAGCUGUGAAACAGCAGUGAUCGUUGUACUCAUCUUGGUGUGGGAAGGCAUUUCGCAGAGCCUAGCAGACAAGCUGUAUUCCGAACUCUCUGAAACUUUAAGGAAGUAUGGCACGCUCACAAACCGUCGGUGUGCUCUAAACGAAGAACGAACAUGUGCCUGCCAGGGCCUGGAACCUGAGAGUUGUGGUGCAUCUUUUUCCUUUGGUUGUUCAUGGAGUAUGUACUACAACGGAUGCAAAUUUGCCAGAAGCAAGAUCCCAAGGAAGUUUAAAUUGUUAGGAGAUGAUCCAAAAGAGGAAGAAAAGCUUGAAUCCAAUCUGCAAACUCUAUCAACUCUGAUGGCACCUACUUACAAGAAACUGGCACCUGAUGCAUAUAACAACCAGAUUGAAUAUGAACACAGAGCACCCGAGUGUCGUCUGGGUUUAAAAGAAGGUCGCCCAUUCUCAGGGGUCACUGCCUGCUUGGAUUUCUGUGCUCAUGCUCACAGGGACUUGCAUAAUAUGCAGAAUGGUAGUACACUGGUGUGCACACUAACUCGAGAAGACAAUCGUGAAAUUGGCCAGACGCCAGAAGAUGAACAACUCCACGUGCUCCCUCUGUACAAAAUUUCCAGUGUAGAUGAAUUCGGAAGCACAGAAGGGCAGGACGAGAAAAAACGGAACGGCAGCAUCCAGGUCCUUAGCUCUUUUCGGCGAAAAGUAAGGAUGCUGGCAGAACCUGUUAAGACGUGUCGGCAAAAAAAGCUGGAAGCCAAGAAAGCAGCAACAGAGAAACUGGCAUCCAUGGAGAAUGGGUCUAGCAAACACGAAAGAGAGAAAUCGGCCACAUCACGUCAGAAACAGGCCAGCUCAGAGGCAUCAGGUCAUGCAAAACAGUUAUCAGAACUGUUACGUCUUUCAGGGCCAGCCAUGGCACAGCAGCAGCAACUCUAUCAACAUCCACACCACACUCUCCCUUCUAAUCCUCAGUCAAAUCACAUCAACUCUUACUCUGCUUCAGGUCACACAAACCUUUACAUGGGCCUCCCUAAUCCAGCUAACCCAUAUCCAAACUCUUCACACCCUUCAGAUCCUUAUGGGGGGUCCAACUCCAUGAAUAUCUACCCUGCGUCUUCGCAACCUACAGGAAGUUAUUUGAAUUCUUCCAGUCUCAUGAAUCCCUAUUCUGUACACUUGGGUCAAAAUAACCAGUAUCCCCAUUAUCAAUGCAAUGGAAACUUGCCUAUGGAUAACUGUUCCUCCUACUACAGUUCUUAUUCCUCACAACCUCAGCAUAUGGACUUGUUUAGGUAUCAGAGUCAAGACACUCUGUCUAAACUAAGUCUACCUCCAAUUCAUACGUUAUAUCAGCGUAGGUUUGGAAAUAACCAGAACUUUGGGCCCAGGUACUUGAAUUAUGGAAACCAAAAUGUGCAGGUAGAUGCUUUCAACAGUUGCACCAUUAGACCAAAUGUUCAGCAUGCAGGUUCUUUCCCUCCUUACUCCACACAUGAGUCCGAUGACCCCUUUAUGGAUAUUGCCUCUAGACUGAAAUCUAAUCUAAAUAAUCCAGGCGUGGACUACAUGAAUAAAAAUGGAGAUCAUCUAUACCCCCCUGCACACUUAUCCCAUGACUACCACUCGGCUGCAGGUAUGUUAAGUGGUCCUCCUCAUUCACUCCAACACCAGAACAAGGAUGGUCAAGCCGCUAAUGGGUUAUCAAACAUGCUUCCAGGUCUUAACCACAAUAGGACUGCUUCCCAGGAAGGCGUAAAUAAAACUGAGUUGAACCAUCCCGAGGAUCCUGACGAGGUCUGGUCAGACAAUGAACAGAGCUUCCUGGAUCCAGAUAUUGGAGGUGUGGCAGUGGCUCCAGCGCACGGGUCGAUUCUCAUAGAGUGCGCCAAACGUGAGCUUCACGCAACCACCCCACUGAAAAACCCUAACCGGAACCACCCGACCAGGAUAUCGCUUGUCUUCUACCAGCACAAAAGUAUGAACGAGCCGAAGCAUGGCCUAGCUUUGUGGGAGGCAAAGAUGGCUGAGAAGGCAAGAGAGAAAGAGGAGGAUUGUGAAAAGUACGGUCCGGAUUAUGUGCCUCAGAAAGUACAUGGGAAAAAAGUAAAACGGGAGCCUGCUGAACUGAAUGAGAACUUGGAGCCCACCUACAUGCGCUUCAUCAGAUCUCUUGCACAAAGGACAAUGUCACUCACCACAAACUCCACAGUUACCACGUCUCCAUAUGCCUUUACACGGGUUACAGGGCCUUACAACAGAUAUAUAUAGAACUCAAAUCUCUGUUCAUUACCUCAUCUGUUGUUGUUUUUUCACACACAAAAAUGUCAGUAGGGUAAUAAUUCUUUUUGAAGUUGUAAACAGGGAA